Messenger RNA from Rotaria sordida, 372 nucleotides. Lineage: Eukaryota; Metazoa; Rotifera; Eurotatoria; Philodinida; Philodinidae. The record is from the annotation of a GenBank genome assembly.
AUGGCAAAAUCAAAUUCAAAUAGAUAUUCUAGUUCAUUUCGAGAUGAUGAUGAUUCUGGUAUUAAUUGUGAUUAUGAUAAUUCAUCAAGAAUGACAUUAAUUGAACCAUCUUUACAAAUAAAUCAAUCAAAAUUAAUACCAUUACCUAUUCCAGGAACUGUUGGACGAAAACGAACUCAUAUAAUACCUUUAAAUAAAUUUCCAUCAGAUGGUAUUAUUGAACGUAUACGUCCAGUAACAAUGAAAAAUAGUGAAAAUAGUGAUUUUAUUAUUUGUAAUACAAAUCGUGGAACAUAUAUUGCUUAUCGAACACCAAUUGUACCUGCAUGGGUUACAAAACUUGUACAUGAAAUUGAAUUAGAACAACGAUAA